Penicillium argentinense is the source of this 1038-nucleotide messenger RNA. RefSeq lists its product as uncharacterized. Lineage: Eukaryota; Fungi; Ascomycota; Eurotiomycetes; Eurotiales; Aspergillaceae. The coding region runs from base 1 to 1038 and encodes 345 amino acids. The transcript is spliced from 5 exons. The record is from RefSeq and is a predicted model, not a curated record.
AUGCGGCCGUUCUGCGCUAUAUUUUAUAUCAUGCACCUGAUACAGCGGCUACUGGUCGUCGCCCCAUUGGCUACACUCCCUUUCAUCCCAUCUGUUGCUGCUGCGACGGUCCCGCAAUAUGUAUACGAUUACGCGCCGCUGGUAUGGCUGCAUAGUCAAGACCCGUAUAGACCCAGUGAUCUCCAGCAGCAACUGGUCCACACCAGUCCCCAGGUGAACUGGACGACCGUUGCUGGGGCCCCGACGCCGUUGACGUUGGAUAACCUCGACCAGCUCAAUGGAUCGGGUAAUACGAGCGUUUAUCUGACGUCGCAUGAAGGGAUCGAUGCUAGUCCGGAGCCAGCCUGGUUCCACGGGAUUACUCCGGAUACACAGGGACGUCUUGGGAAUGGGACUGGGUGUGCAAUUGUGGUGAUUGACCAUGGUAGUGGGAAUGUGGAUGCGUUCUAUUUCUACUUCUAUGCAUACAACAAGGGCAACAAAGUCCUCGGCCUCGAAUUCGGCAACCACAUUGGUGAUUGGGAACACAAUAUGAUGCGCUUUUCCAACGGGACCCCACAAGCACUGUGGUACAGCCAACACGCUAGCGGGCAGGCAUUUACCUAUAACGCGGUGGAAAAGAAGGGUCUUCGUCCAUACACCUACUCCGGGAAUGGCACGCACGCGAACUACGUGAAAGAAGGAUCCCAUGACCACACCAUCCCCGGCGUCAACCUCCCAACCGGCUUCCUCGUGGACUACGCGGAUCGCGGCCGGUUAUGGGAUCCCGUUCUCAACGCCUACGCUUACACCUACAACACCACGACGCGGAUUUUCGAAACUGCCAGCCCCGGGGCACCGUUGGCGUGGAUUAAUUUCAAUGGGAAAUGGGGCAAUGAUCAGCCGCCGAAUGAGCCGUCGAUCUUUGGCGAGGCGAAGUAUGUGGCUGGUCCGAAUGGGCCGAAGUUUAAGGUCUUGGAUCGGCAGCAUGUGUGUCCGUCUACGCCUUGUGUUGUUCUGCCAUUUAGGACUUGGGCAGAGAAGAGCAAGGAUGCGUGA